CCGUUACGCUGCUUUAGGGGGGUAUUUUGUUGUCCACUGCGAGACGCGGACCCCUCRGUUCAGCCGCGGUGGAAGCAGCCGUAAUAACCUUGGUGUGAGGCGGCUGGAGAGAAGAGCGAGAGGCUGAACGGGCGAAGCGGCGGAAGAUCAGCCACUGCUGGCGUGAACAUGGCGGAGACCGUCCGCUCGCUCCUCGAGCACCGGGACCCACACGGCGAUGGAGAAAGCGCCAAACCGACACCGUCUGCUCGGGGGCGGGGCUGUGGAAGGAAAAGAAAAGGGACACCCGUGAAAGUUUUUGUCACACACGCGGAGGAAGAUGGCACACCUGAACACAGCCUCAGCUCAGGUGAUCGGAAGGACGGAGGGGAGAAGCGUCCCUCACUGGACGGGCCUUCCUGUAACACUGAGUCUGCUUCUCACAAGUGUGGUCCGUCAGCGCAGACGCAGGAUAAAGUCCCCUCUGUGUCCAAGGCCUCCUCCACACCGGCUCCAUCUCCAGCCGCCUCCUCGGCCCGGACCCCGACACCGGUACCUGCUCCUGCCCCGGCCACCGCAACUUUGGCUCAGGCUGCCUCUCUGACCCCUGCGUCCACGGCUCCAGCCGCUCCCACUGCCUCUGCUCCGGCUCCAACGGCCAUGUCCUUCCCUCCCGCCCCCAACUGUCGUAUCCGAGAGGUCCACUGCGGGAGCCAGGUGCGCUUGGUCGUAAUUGCCAURCGAGACAUCACCAAAGGGGAGGAAAUUACAGUCGAUUACAGCCUGAUUGAGUGGGGAGAGAAUCUGGGUUUUCGUGCCACUGUAUCUCCAGCGCAACAGGAGUGUAACUCUGACUCUGAAAAUAGCAACAACAUCAAAAAGGAGGAUGAGCCCCUUCCUUUGACAUCCCAGCAGCAGCAUCAGAGGCGGCAACAACAGGAAUACGUCACCCCCUCUUGGUCCCUCUCCCCAUCGUCCUCCCCCAUCUCCCACUCUGAUGCCAGUGAAUCAGAUGCUGGAGGUGAGGACAACUCCAGUCCACGUGGGCGACCCCCACGUCGGCGCAAGAAGCGGCGCGGCACCCCUUCCAAGAAGAAACCCCCUCAUCGGACCCUGCCUGGGCGCUCGCCCCCUGCCUCCUCCUCCGGCGUGUCUCACCCAAGUCGCCCACUUGCUUCGUCCCAGUCCUUUUCUCCCAGCUCGUCUUCCUCAUCCUCCGCUUCUGCCAAGCCAGAGUUCAAACUUCCAACUCCGCUGGGACCCACCGUCACAGGAAAUGUCCCCACAAAUGCCCAAAAAGUAGGUGCUGCUGUCGACUCCACGCGCCAAACCUGCGAACACUGUGGUCGGCACUUCCGCUCUCUGGGCCGUCACUUAGACAAACACCACUCCCACCAGCCCGACGUGUGCUCUGCCCUGGUUGAGCGCUACACCCAGAUGCCCCGUCUGCAGGCACAGAACACAAACCCUGCAGCAGCUCACUCUCCCACCCAGCAGCAGCCGAAGUUGUCCCACACCAGAGGUCAGAGCAUCUGUCCAGAUCCUGCACAGAGUGGCAUCCAGGACCUGUCCAUGUCCCCGCCCACUCUUACUGCAGCCAACCAGCCCCACGCCUCCUCAGGGGGCAAUGCCACCCCUCCCAAUCUGACUCCUCUUUGUGGACAAAAUGCAGUGGCAGUGUCUGUUGUAAAGAGAAGCCCACCCCCUGUAUCUGCAGCCCAAUCCAGGAAGGGAGUGAUGAGGAGACAAAAGAAAGAAAAACAAAUGAAGGAAGAAGAGAAUGAGGCGGAGGAAGAGGAAGUGGAAGUAGUAGCUGUAAAGAGACCCAAAGAGGAGGAGGAUUUAGAGCUGGGGUGCCCUCAGUCCUUCAGCAGCAGAACAUCCAAAGAGAUAGAGCCACUAAAGAAGGAGGAAGAGGAGGAGGAGAAUGAAGAAGAUGAGAAUGGAGAGAUGGAAAUUGGUGAUGAAAGUGGAACGGAGGAAAAAGACAAGGAGUUGCUCAGUUCUGGGCGUCACCACAUGCUUCCCCUCCUGUCCUCCCUGUCCUCUCUGGUCCUGUACCUCCGUCGGCUCCAGCACUCUGCCUUCUUGUCUCUGUCCCGGCAGCUGCAGUCUGCGGAGGCCUGGCGCCUCCUCUGCCACUCCAGCCUGGCGCUCCUCAUCCUGUACAACCGCAGACGUGAAUGUGAGGUCUCGAAGCUGUCCAUCGCUGAAUAUCGCUCUCGUGUGACUCCUCAGUGCCCUGUCCCGUCUGGGGCUUCUUCUGGUCUCACGCCACUGGAGGCCUCCCUCUCGCCCUUCGAGCGGCUGGUGCUCCCUCACCUCUCUAGAGUUGGGGUCCAAGGGAAGCGUGGCCGCAUUCAGCCCCUCAUCCUUCCUCCUCACUGUGAACCCUGUCUGGAGCUCCUGCUGCAGACCCGAGAGGACGUAGGGGUCGACCCGGCCAACCCGUACGUGUUCGCCCGGCCCUACCACUCUCCCGCCACACCUCUGCGUGGCACCGACCUCCUCCGCAGCCUCGCCCGCUCCAGCGGCACUCGAAAUCCCCGCGCCCUGACGCAGACCAGGGUUCGCCGUCAGGUGGCGAUCCUCACCCAGCUCCUGCUCCUGGGGGAAGGAGAGGAGCCCCGGCAGCCGGGAGGAAGCGCCGUGGAGAGGCUGGAGCACUUCCUUGAGAGGGAGUACCACGUGACUCAGAACUGUGCCACGAUCGGCCAAGACCCCGGCCUGAUGGGCAGAGUCGGCCGGGUCGUGCUGUGUGGGGAGAGAGAUGGGGUGCUCUUCAGAGGGAUGAGCCUGAACCACAUCUGUCUGGAGCUGGAUGUCAUGUCAGGAAACUCGGCAGACUCGUACUCAGAGGGAGACUCUGACGGGGAGCACGUGAAGGAGAAGCCCGAGGUGCCGGCUCCGACUCCUGCUCUGAUCGCUCCACCUACACUGCUCUACGUCAGGAAGGGCAAGAACAAUGGGCGGGUGGGACGGCCUAAGAAGAUCAAAAUGGUCCAGCCUCUUACUCCCCCUACUCCUCCCCCUCCACCACUCACUCCUGCAAACCGAAGGAGAGGAACAGGAAAGCGAGGUGUCCUAAAGCGUCCCUGGUCGGAGGCGGAGCGAGCGGCGGUAGAAGAGCACCUGACUCAGAACAUUAACGAGCUGAGAGUCCCUGCCAAGGCCGACUGCGAGCGCUGCCUGCAGCAGUGCCCCCUGCUGGUCAACAACCACCGUGACUGGCGAGCUGUCAAGUUCUACUGCCACAACCGCAUCCAGCUGCUGAAGAAGAACCAGCGCCGGGACGGCCAGCCUCAGCCUCUUACUGUUUGCUGAGAGAGAGACCAGGGGGUGUUUGGGCGUCUACUUCAGGGCAGCUGAUCUCAGUUGGUACCCCGAUCGCCCUCAAACUGCACCAAACCCAAAGUCCUAAAUUUCACUUUCAUUUUUUUUAUUUUGAGCUUUUCAAGAACAGCUGUUUCUGCUGCUCUGAUUUAGGGUUUUUAAUUCCUCUCUGGUCCUGGUUCUGACAGUAACAGUGGAGGUGGACUGCUGUUUAAGGGAUGCCCUGUGGAACUCCAUCACGGCAUGGAUGACAUCCUGCCUCUACUUUUGUAUAUGAAUAUCUUUUCCCCUUCCAAACUAGAUACACUAUACUAAAAAUGUAAACAAGUGGGGCAGCUGAUCUACAGUGUUGUUACAAGAACGUUGUGAAGUACAGUAGCAUUUGUGUUUGAUGCACUAGGAGACAUAAAUAGGACUUAUUAGCCUGUGCUUGGGCUACAUGUUCCUUCAUAGCAGCUUUAUGAUUAGAGUAGGCCAAACUACAGCAAACUAAUAUCCUCAAAUAAGCUAGUUCUUCUUCUCAUACAAACCUUAACCUUUCAUACAACUGACUGUGCAAUUCUUAUUAUUUUUUCUUGAUAUAUGGACCUUAAUUCACAUGUGAGGUACUAGACUUUUUCUUAAAAAAAAAAAAGGACAUAAUUCAGUGUGAUGGAGAUCUUUUUGGAGCUGUGAUAAACAACCUCACAUUAUAGUCUGUGAAGUUGUCUGAACUUCAGUUACAUCCCAUAAUCCAGAACCAUAAGAUCUGUUAGGAAACCUGUUGUAUUUUGUCAGCUUUUCAAGAUGUCUGCAGUUUUUUAAAUGAGUAAGAAGGUGCUAUAGGCCAAUAAGCUGGUUAUCACUUUAAAUGUGGAGAUUUUGUUAAAGGUUACCUAAAAUGUGGGCAUUUAUUGGAGAAGAAAACCUUUCUUGCGAUGUUUGUUUUGCCCUCUUUUUAUGGCUGGAGUUCCUCCUGUCUUCAUCUACAAACACUACACAGCUUGACCAGAUUUUCAGUUUUGCUUCAGUGUCGCUCAAAAUCUGUGUCUGAUGGAUUAAAAAAAAUCCUCCACAAAACCUCAAAACAGAUACUUGAAGUUAUUGAAACCUUUUGCAGAAUCUUCUGUCCUCUUUCUUGCUCUAGCCUGGCCAGUUACGUUGUACAUAAUAAAUAUAUUAUCAAUAUGCUAACUGGUUGUUUCGUGCUGGACGUCCUAUAGCUUUCUCCAUCUCUGAGUUCUUGAUGUCUGUAUAUAUAUGUUUGUUUUGUAAUUACUCCUCAGAGAAACAAAGGAAAAACACGAUGUAUGACAUGAUUCGGUUAUUGUGUUAAUUUUGUUUUUUAUAAAUUCUACUAAAACCUAAAGAUCCAUCA
This is a messenger RNA of Austrofundulus limnaeus, 4669 nucleotides long. RefSeq names its product serine/arginine repetitive matrix protein 1. Gene Ontology annotation, molecular function: protein binding. NCBI's taxonomy places the organism in Eukaryota, Metazoa, Chordata, Actinopteri, Cyprinodontiformes, Rivulidae. The transcript has 9 exons. The coding region runs from base 169 to 3303 and encodes 1044 amino acids. The record is from RefSeq and is a predicted model, not a curated record.